UUGACAUUGCUUUUAAUUUUGUUAUGUUUUUUAUGAUCUAAUAUCAUGUUUCAAAUAAGUAUUAACUAUCAUUAAAAAUAAAAAAAGAUUAAACAUAUAUGUUUUAUAAUUUAAAUAAAAAAUAUCAAAAAUGGUUCGUCGAAAAAGUAAUCCGAGAUCAAUUGAUGAUCCACAAAGAUCACCUAGUGUAAAGUCUAGACCAAAUAUAUCAGCAAACAGACGUGUACUUCGGACGACGCGAGCUUUAAAAGAAAUUCGAUAUUUAAGAAAAACUGUAAAGUUGAUUAUACCAAAAGCUCCUUUUGCUCGUUUAGUUAGAUAUAUUAUUAUAGAUUUAUUUCCUAAUAGUGACGUAGACAGAAUUCAAGCAUCUGCACUUGAAGCACUGCAAGAAGCAGUUGAAGCAUAUAUUGUUCAAUUUUUUGAAGAUUGCACAUUAUUGUCACAACAUGCAAAACGUGUAACUCUUCAAAUUCAAGAUGUAAUUUUAUUGCGUCGACUUAGAGGAAGGGAUGAUAUUAUAAAUAGAUAAAAUAAUUUUAUUUUUAAAUUCACCAUUUGUAUCAUAUAUAAUUA
Molecule: messenger RNA, 576 nt
Organism: Apis laboriosa (Himalayan honeybee)
Lineage: Eukaryota; Metazoa; Arthropoda; Insecta; Hymenoptera; Apidae
Product: histone H3-like centromeric protein A
Exons: 4
Coding region: 131-532 (133 amino acids)
Cellular component (GO): nucleosome
Molecular function (GO): DNA binding; structural constituent of chromatin; protein heterodimerization activity
Source: RefSeq, a predicted model, not a curated record